UCUAUGAUUAGCAGAGUGUAUACAUAUGACAUCGAUGAUCGAACAAGUAUCGCCCCCUCGAUUACUUCCCAUUUCUUGCUCGUUUCUUGUAUUAUCUUUAUAGAAAUACAGAUAAUUAUCAGAGUCGACCUGUGAUAACAGUAAAGAAAGCAAGAAACGAUCGAAUAAUUGUACUGAUUAAAAAAUUUACUGUCCACCGGUAUGGCGGACAAUCUGGCUGCAAAGCUUUGUUCGUCUUUACAUGACAGGGGUGUUAAAGCUGAACAAUGGAAGCUAUUGGGACAAGAGAAAGACGGAUCAUUAUUAGUUGGUUGGAUAGAAGAAAGUUGUGCCGAAGAUGAAACAAUGCGAUCAUAUUCCGUAAUUGGACAUUACGAUAGGGCAAAGGACAACUUACAGGUUUUGCACGAGUUCUCCCAAGUACUGAACAUCGUUCAAGCUACAAUAAAUCAAUGUCAUACACUGCUUGGCUUUGUUACCAAGUCUGGCUCCACGGUGGCUGAUAAAACAUUGCUAACUGACUCUGGAGUAGAAAAUGAAAUGCCACAGUUGCAUGAAGCCUUGGAGGUAUAUCGAGUUUACGUCGUAGAGCUUUGUUCGGGUGCUAAAGAUCUUCACAAUUUAGAGCUGGAGAGAAGUAAGCAGGUGCGGAUUCAAUUUCUUUACAAGCAACGCCCACAGAGAGAUUCCGACAAGUUCCUAGUCCUCAUCCAUCAGGAAUCUGUGAUGUUAUACACAACUUACUUUGACAUAUCCGACGAAGAAGCUAAUUCAAUAAAGGAACUGAAAUCAGAAUCUUUGGUCCGGACAUUUAUCUGGGCUCAAUGGGACUCUGUAAAUCAAGUAUUAUAUCAUAUACAUCAUCGCAGAUCCACCACAAGCUUAGUUACAGAAGAAGCUAGCAAUAGCCAACCAAAAACACCUGGGUCAUACCCCACACUGAGUGGUCUCCAGUUCCAUGAUGAUCUACCUCAUGAAACAGUUUUAAACAUACCAUUGAAUCUACCUCAGCUGCCUGGUUCCGAUCACUGUGGAACUUAUGAGGAUGAUGUGAUUCCCUUAAGAGUUCAUGACUGUUCGUUGGACUUAAUUGUUGUGUCAGACCCAAGAGGGAUGGUAUGCAUAUGCCAUCAUUAUCUCUAUCGCCCUGAAAAUCAGGUGCAAGACCCAAUAGAGAACAGCUGUCUCUCCGAUCUUAAUACGGUACAUUUUGCAUACUCCGUUACUGUUCUCCAUCAUAGCUGUGUAAUCCAUUGCGUCGUACCAGGGAUACCUUGGGUACGUGCCAAGUUGAUGAGACCAACCUUUGCUAUAUAUGGCGAUCAUCACAUGGUCGUAUUUGUACAAGGAUCCUUCACACACUUGUUGGAGAUUGGUGUGACGCAUGAACCAUGUUGUCAUAUUCUAUCUGGUCCACUAACUUGCGUGCCACUACAGUCUUCCUAUCUAGUACCUUUGCUAGACCUGAGCAAGAAUUGUAUUGCAGCUAAUAGUAAUAGUAAUAAUAGCAAUAAUAGUGAAAGGCCUCGGAGUAUGAAAGCUAGCGAGAGUCGUACAAAUACUAACACAAAAACUGCUAAUUCUGCAAAGUCGGACAGUUCUGGCGGUUUGAUGAAUUCAAUUUCUAAUCCAUUGACUGUAGAUCUUCCAACAUUGGACCUUGUGCCAUUGACAAUACCCACAGACUUCUUGAUUGAUGUAUUUCGUAAAGAAACAUCUGUCGAAGUGCGACUUGGCAUUCUUCACUACUUCCUGAUUCAUCGAAAUGAUCCUGAUGUAGUUGUAGAACUAAUUUCCAUCAUAGCUGAGAAGCCUAGACUAUUGAGUGUUGCACGACUUUUGGAAGAAAUUCUCAUUUCUGGAUCAUACGCAGCAGUGCAAAAAAAUUUGCCUGCAGAUGCGCAGCAACUAAUAUCGUUACUGCCGUUUACUACAGUGCAAAAUAACUCAAAAACUGAAAUCAAAGUGAAUGAUCUAACCAUCACCCUUAGCCAUGAAAAAUUGUGGAAUACUUCCGUUAUGCUGUUGUCCCCACAACAACGACUAGUCCCCUACUGCAACGAUCUAUGGACCCAAUUGUGGGAUCAGCUGGGCAAAUGUAAUAGCGAUAAACCAAGAUUCAAACCAAGCCAAGUCGCCGAAAAGCUUAUGGUCUCCUUGGCCUGUUAUCAGCCAGAAGCUCUAUCUAGAUCUAGCACGCCAAUGUCGCCUAGUGGAGGAUUAGCAGUGACAGCAGCUUCUUUAGGAGAGUUAAUGGGGUGUCGAGGGAAUAACAAGAUGUUAGAUUCCAAUUUGCCGUUCAUUGAGGUGGAGAAUUGUACGGCCUCGAAACAAGAGCAUGUUGUAUCAGUGAAUUUGCGAGAGCUCUCGAUGCAUCUUUUGAGACACGGGACGCAAACAUCGACAAUGCGAUUGCAGGGAAUCUGUACCCCCUUACACUUGCAUGCAAUGGCAACUAGACACGUAGCUGCUCAGUUGGAAACCUCACGUUCACUGUGUCAAAUGCUUUGUCGAGCCUCCAGCGUUGACCCUAAAACUGAACAAGAACGAGGAUUUAUUCUCAUUGACCAGUUGGAUGAAGCCAGACGUUCUUUAUUAUUUACCCUAAUGGAACGCUAUCGUUAUGCCAUUGAAAGUACUGCGUUUCCAUUACCACAAGGGUUCACAUCUUUUUUUACUUACCUAGGAUAUCGCAGUCUCAAAUAUCCAACAUUCUUACAGUAUGUACAAAGAAAUGUAUUUGAGCUACAGGUUGAUGUUAUGAAAGUAAUCAUGGCUGAUUCAGGUGACACAAAAGAUGGGGUCUGUAGAAAAUUAGGCUUGCUUUCCUUACUACCGAGGUCUAGAGCAAAAAGACUGCUUAAUCAGUGGUUACAUCCCGUUAGUUUGAUGUUACGAGCUCGCGAACACGCUACCAACAUAUUAUCUGGAGAACUUUCCCAGUGCCGUGGAAGAAUAUCUCAGCAUCAUAUCAAUCAUAACGGAUUAGCAGCUUUUCCUUCGGCAGACCGACUUUCACCACUUGAUACAUUCCUCGAUUUACUGACUGCAAAAGCUAGUCUCACAGAACUAGACUUUGGUUUGCUGAUAGAAGCAACAGUAACGUCAACAGAAGAUUUUCUAUAAUCAGGACCACUGCUAGAUGUAUAGCGAUUUAAUUUUGAUUCUAGAAUAUAUCUGUGCCAUUGUAUCCUAAUGGGAUGAAGCAUCUAGUUACAUAUUCUGACUUAUAUAUUAUCAUUCUCGUACCAAUGGCUCAAAUAAGUUCUUGGCUUAUUUUUAAAGUUGACUGUGCUUUCAUACAUGUUUAUGCAAAGUAUUCGUAUUUUAAAAAAAAAAAGAUAAAUGGUGCAAUAUUUUAUCAUUCUAAGU
Diprion similis is the source of this 3372-nucleotide messenger RNA. RefSeq names its product protein pigeon (gene pigeon). Bases 202 to 3126 code for a protein of 974 amino acids. The record is from RefSeq and is a predicted model, not a curated record. Gene Ontology annotation, cellular component: trans-Golgi network. Lineage: Eukaryota; Metazoa; Arthropoda; Insecta; Hymenoptera; Diprionidae. Gene Ontology annotation, biological process: positive regulation of amyloid-beta formation. The transcript is spliced from 10 exons.